CUUCCAACUUGGAUAUUUCCUCUGUGCUAGAACCUUCAAUUGACUGUUGAUUUGCCCGCCAUACUCUAAGUAUACAUCACCCACAACUCCAAAACGGACCACCAGAGGCACACAGCUAGCAUUAUCAUGUCCCAAUUCCAGGAUUUCAAUAAACUGUUCCGCCUCGACGGUAAAGUUGCGCUCAUCACUGGUGGCUCCCGCGGUCUUGGCCUUCACACUGCAACAGCAUUUCUCCAAGCUGGCGCUUCCCGGGUGAUCAUCACCGCGCGUAAGGCUGGGGGUGAGCAUGGCAUCGAUCAAGCCGUUGCAAAACUCAACGCUCUUCCGGGGAUCAGUGGAUCUGCGGUCGGCAUUGCUGCCAAUGUAGCGAACACGAACGAAAUUAUUGCGUUGGUUGAGAAGAUCAAGAAGACUGAAGGGAAAUUGGACAUUCUGGUCCCGAAUGCGGGAGCGACCUGGGGUUCAAAAUUCGAGGAUGCGCCUGAUGCGAGUAGUGUCAAGAUAUUAGAUUUGAAUGUUCGAGGAGUAUUCACUUUGGUGCAGAAAUCCUUGCCAUUGUUAGAGGCUGCUGGGACGCGGAGAGAUCCUAGCAGAGUUAUCAUUGUCAGCUCGACGGCUGGUGUCAACGUCCCUCAUGUUGGAGAGAAUGGCACGAUUAUGUAUUCAGUCUCCAAGGCUGCUGCACAUCAUUUGGGACGAAAUCUUGCGGUCGAACUCGGACCUCGCAAUAUCACUACUAAUGUUGUCGCACCAGGUUUCUUCCCGAGUAAGCUUGCGGCUGGUCUCAUUGAGAAGUUAGGAGGGGAGGAGGAAUUAAAUGCUUCAAAUCCUAGGAAGAGAUUGGGCAUUCCAGAAGAUAUUGCUGGUGUGAUGGUAUAUUUGGCCUCCCCUGCAGGAAGUUAUAUAAACGGCGAAGAUAUCUCUGUGGAUGGUGGUGCAAGACUUUGUUCUGGAGCACACUCAAAGUUAUAAUGUUUUGGAAAAGCUUACAUCGAUGGUUAUCUAAAGGAGGGUAUCCCACAGAUUGUUGCAUCUACAGAGUGCAAUAACUGCUGAAGUACAUAAAUGAACUCGGUCCAUUGGCCCUAAUAUUUAAAGUUAUAUGUGUUUCGGAGUUUGUCGACUUCUGCUCACGCCGACUCCGUGGUCGUUUCCGCGAGAUUCCAGAAGAGUGGCGAGAGAAUAGCAUGUAUUGCUGCACCUAUUUAGUAUAAUUAUCU
Pseudogymnoascus verrucosus is the source of this 1220-nucleotide messenger RNA. RefSeq lists its product as uncharacterized. Bases 127 to 972 code for a protein of 281 amino acids. Lineage: Eukaryota; Fungi; Ascomycota; Leotiomycetes; Thelebolales; Thelebolaceae. The record is from RefSeq and is a predicted model, not a curated record. The transcript is spliced from 4 exons. Gene Ontology annotation, molecular function: oxidoreductase activity.